UCCAGUAAACAUGGCGGAGGUCAGGUACUGUGUCGGAAGGGGAGAAUGUGAAUUUGGACUUAAAAUGUCUAAACUCUACCUUCUGCAGAACCGAAUCCGACUCGGAACAAAGGCGGCACCCCGGGGCUCUCUGUCGGCUUGGUUUCAGUUUGAUAAUAAUGAAAACCGCGAGCGGAGCGGAGCGGGAAGAGCGGCGCUGCGGGCGGCUGCUGCUCGCCGGCGGGACGGUUAUCCGAAGCUGAGCCCGCUGCCGGGUGGAGCACAAACCGGUCCGGAGCGAGACACGCCUGCAUGUUUUCUGGGCCAUAAGAGUAAUUUAUGUUCACAUGGGACUCUGAUAGACUUCACUAAGCGGACCGUUCCUCCGUACCGGACUUUGUCCCCGUUUCCUCCGAACCGGAGUCUGGAUCUGGAUCCCGGAUCUCCUCCGACUGUUUUCAUCAGGAGCUACAGCGGAAACGGGUCCAGAUCGGAUCCGCUGUACAAAACCAAAACCGGUUACUAUGAUGUCCUGGACGUCCCACCCACCGCCACCAAAGCCCAGAUCAAAACCGCCUACUACAAGCAGUCCUUCGCCUGCCAUCCGGACCGGAACCCGGGCAGCGCGGAGGCCACCGACCGCUUCUCAGAGAUCAGCGAGGCCUACACGGUGCUGGGCAACCAGGUGCUCCGGAAGAAGUACGACCUGGGUCUCCUGAGCCCGUCGGACCUCAGCGGCAGAGGCAAACCGGCCAGCGGGGUCUCCACGGCGGGGUCCACGGGGGGCUCGGCCCAGCAGCAGCCCGGCAGGCGGUCUGCGCUCACAGACAGGCACUUUGACUUCGAUGAGUUUUAUAAGGCCCACUACGGAGAGCAGCUGCUGAGGGACAGAGACACCCGGCUCCGGAGGGAGGAGAGGCUGAAGAGGGAGGAGAGCCACCAAGACACCAAGUUUGACAACAUGAUAGAGUUCGGAAUUGGGCUGAUGCUGCUGUUGGUCAUGGGGAUUAUAUUUAGCUUGGAGAAGUGAGGAAAGUUUGGUGGAUGGAUAAGCGCUUAUAGGCUGCUGUUCGUUUUGUGCUUUAAAGCUGCAAUAUGUAACUUUUAAAUAAUUAUUUAAUCAUAUUUGUCAAAACUCUCACUAUGUUGUUACAGUGUAUUAUGAGACAGAUAAUCUGUGAAACAUUGAUCCCCUGAUAUUGGCAUCUACUCCAACCAAAAACAACCAAUCAGAGGCAGGAGGGUCUUAGUCCUGCUCAUUAAGCUCAUGUACUCACUGCUCAAUGUGCCAGUGUAGGAGAAACAACUUACUGUUACGGGAAAACCACCAUCAGUGGCCAUGCUAACCUGCAGGCUCUGCUAUCAGGAAGAAACAGCCCCAUCGUAGAGGGAACAGGAGAAAGAAUGAGCAGUGGCACAUGGAGGAUGAUUGUCAGCGCUAAGACGCUCCUUCUUCCUCUGAUUGGGAAAAAAUUGAGUUUCUCUGCUUUCUAGAAACAACCACAGAUUAUCUGCUUCAUUCCAAUCUGUAAUGAGUUUCAACAAAUGUGUAAAAAAUGAUUAAAGUUACAAACUGCGUCAUGCAGACACUGACGCAUGCAGCUGGAUGCAGCUGGAUGAUUGGACACCAUGUUACGCAGCCCAUUGAUGGUUGGAUUAGAGUUCAUAUUGUAUCCGUUUCAUCAUUUACUACAUUUUUUACUUGCUUGUUUGAAUUGUCUAAUAAAUAAUUUAUAAAUAUCACCACAAAAUGCAGUAAUCUCAUGUAUAAUUGAUUUAUUUCAGAAAACUUCUGCAUUUCCUUGUAUUUCUGUUAAAUUUGGUCCAUUUGAACCAUAUAAAACGUGACAGAAUCUGAACUCUGAUCAAACCAAAACAAUUUUAGACACAUAACCAAAUUUCUUUGCAUUAGACUCGAUAAAUAGUAAUAAAUCGUCAGUGUGGUAAAAGUGGAGGAACAAUUCAAAACAAUUUUGCACCAAGUUUAUCUUUCACAAAUACAAAACAACAAAGGUAUUGGGCAGUUGAUGGAAUUUUAAGACAAUGAUAAUGUAAGAACAUAUGAAUUUAUCUCCACAUUUCUUUAGUGUAUAAAACGUUUCUCAUUGUAAGAUGACCUGAUAUUAAUUUGCACAUUGGUGGAGAAAAUGCUGGAUUCAGGAACGUUGUGUUUUUCACCUAAAGGAUAUUUAAAUCUAUUUAACUUUGGGAAGUUUGGUGGUUGGGAUUCCUCAUUUCUCUCUUUGCUCAUGAAGUUUAGAAUUUGAUUCACAGCCACUGGAUAUUUUAUUUCAUAAAGUCAUGUAUUCCUCAGGCCUAUGAAUUUUAUUAAGUAUUUAUGAAACGGAUAAAGCAUUGUCAGCACUUUUAAACAACUCCAGUGACCUAGGAUCAGGUCAGGUUGUCAUUCUAAGGGAAGUGCCUUUUAUGUUUCCUGUAAAUGUUGAAGCUUAUAUUGUUCCAGAGAUUAAAAAAUAAUCCACACUCA
Messenger RNA from Poeciliopsis prolifica (blackstripe livebearer), 2467 nucleotides. RefSeq names its product dnaJ homolog subfamily C member 30, mitochondrial-like. The record is from RefSeq and is a predicted model, not a curated record. The coding region runs from base 11 to 1009 and encodes 332 amino acids. Lineage: Eukaryota; Metazoa; Chordata; Actinopteri; Cyprinodontiformes; Poeciliidae. The transcript has a single exon.